CCCCGACCCAUCCGCCGUUUGCUGCUGAAACUUUCAUUUCUAAAGGAAUAAACCCGCAAGAGCGCAGAGAAUGUUCUUUUUGUUUCUUCUUCUUCUUGGAGGCGUGUCCUGCUCUCCAGCCAAGAGACCUCACUAUGGGCUCAUCACCUCCCCCAAUUACCCCAAAACCUACCCCAACAACAAUCACAGCGCCUGGAACCUCGCCGUCCCCCAAGGAUUCCACAUUUCCCUCAAGUUCCUGGUGUUUGACGUCGAGCCGUCGGACGGGUGUACCUACGACUUUGUUAAGGUUUGGGCAGACACCAAGGAUCUGGGGCGGUUCUGUGGUCCUCCGAAGUCUAGAUCUCACCCGGGUCAUCGGCUAUUUGUCUCUGAAGGCCACCAAAUGAGACUUGAGUUCCAGUCUGACUUUUCCAAUGAGGAGCUUGGCUCCACCAUCCUGUACCCGGGAUUCCAGGCCUACUACCAGGCAGUGGACAAUGACGAGUGCGCUCUCCCCAAUGAUAUCAGUGCGCCGUGGACCCCGCCAUGCCAGCAUGUCUGCCACAACUAUAUAGGGGGCUUCUUCUGCUCCUGUCUGCCGGGAUACAAACUCCAGAGGGACAAGAGAACCUGCAAAGUGGAUUGUAGCAGUCAGCUGUUCACAGAGGAGUCCGGAUAUAUCUCCAGUCCGGGAUUCCCCAAACCGUACCCUGCAGACCUCAACUGCAACUACAGCAUCCGGGUAGAAGAAGGGUUCCAGAUCUCCAUCUCCUUCGUGGAAACCUUUGACAUCGACUUCCACCCGCGGGCCCCGUGUCCCUACGACACCCUGAAGGUGAUUGCCGGCGGCACCCUGCUGGAUACUUACUGUGGGCGGAAGUCUCCUGGAACUCUGAAGACCCUGAGCAACAAGGUGGACAUUCUGUUCCACACCGAUGACUCCGGCGACAGCAAAGGGUGGAAGCUGCACUACACGACCAAAGCUGUCAAAUGUCCAACGCCCUUCACCCGGGAUACAUUUUCCACAAUCAGUCCUGUGCAGAGGGAGUAUCAGAUGAGAGAUUACAUCGUGGUGUCGUGCAAAACAGGAUAUCAGCUGAUGGAGAACGACAAGGAACUGAAGACCUUCACCUCCCUCUGUCAGAAGGAUGGGACCUGGCACCGUCCGAUGCCCCGAUGUCAAAUCGUAAGCUGUAAGAGUCCGGACGUUCUGCGCAAUGGUCGGUACACCUUCCUGACCGAGGCCAACACACCGACGUACCUCGCCACCAUCACCUACAGCUGUAACGAGCCGUACUACAAGAUGGUGACCCAGAGAGACAGCGCUGAGUUCACCUGUACAGAGGAUCGGAUCUGGAAGGAUGUGAAUGGAGGAGUCCACAUUCCCAUCUGUGUGCCAGUGUGCGGAAAGCCUUCAAAUCCCGUCACCGGACACGGCCGCAUUAUCAAUGGUGAAACGGCAGAACUGGGGAACUUCCCUUGGCAGGUGCUAGUGCGCACGACUGGGCGUAGCGGUGGCAUUCUGAUAGGAGAACAUUGGGUGAUGACGGCCGCCCACGUGAUGAAUAAAGAAGAAGAAAACUCAGACGUCAACGACGUCCAUGUUUUCAUCGGCGACACAGAUGUGGACAAGCUAAUCGAUAUCGGCACCUUGGCGGUUCGGGAAGUUCACGUGCAUCCAAGUUACAUCUCCGGCCACCACGACCACGACAUCGCUCUGAUUCGCCUGAAAGAUCCCGUCACCAUGGACGAGAACACCUCCCCCAUCUGCCUCCCCGAAGACGGCGAUGAGUCCUUGUAUGACGCCGGCACUGUGGGGUAUGUGAGCGGGUUCGGGAUGACGGAGAGGCACAAAAUUUCCAAUCUGCUGAAAUACGUGGCUUUGCCCGUGGUCCAGCGGGACAGGUGCCAGCAGCAGCUAGAGGAGAAGCAAAGGAACAUGGCUGCAAGAAAUAAAAUCAAAGGGGAGAAAUUCACAGAGAACAUGUUCUGCGCCGGAUAUCCAGAAGCCAAGAAACUUCAGAGAGACUCAUGCCAAGGAGACAGCGGGGGGCCGUACGCCUCUCUAAACGAGGACAAGUGGGUGGCCACAGGUAUCGUGUCUUGGGGUAUUGGUUGUGGUUCUGGCUAUGGGUAUUACACCAAAGUCAGCAACUACAUUGAUUGGAUAAAAGGCCAUCUGAACAGUUAAAGUGCGGUAUAUGUAAAGCCAAAACUUAUUAAAAUAGAGAAGGGUUGAACGCUU
Messenger RNA from Rana temporaria (common frog), 2227 nucleotides. It is a transcript of the gene C1R, whose product is annotated as complement C1r. The transcript is spliced from 11 exons. Lineage: Eukaryota; Metazoa; Chordata; Amphibia; Anura; Ranidae. The record is from RefSeq and is a predicted model, not a curated record. The coding region runs from base 71 to 2173 and encodes 700 amino acids. Gene Ontology annotation, cellular component: blood microparticle; extracellular region. Gene Ontology annotation, biological process: complement activation; zymogen activation. Gene Ontology annotation, molecular function: serine-type endopeptidase activity; calcium ion binding.